This is a messenger RNA of Lates calcarifer (barramundi perch), 4558 nucleotides long. RefSeq names its product guanine nucleotide binding protein (G protein) alpha 12a (gene gna12a). Gene Ontology annotation, molecular function: guanyl nucleotide binding; GTPase activity; G-protein beta/gamma-subunit complex binding. The coding region runs from base 452 to 1609 and encodes 385 amino acids. Gene Ontology annotation, cellular component: brush border membrane; heterotrimeric G-protein complex. Gene Ontology annotation, biological process: adenylate cyclase-modulating G protein-coupled receptor signaling pathway; Rho protein signal transduction. NCBI's taxonomy places the organism in Eukaryota, Metazoa, Chordata, Actinopteri, Centropomidae. The transcript has 6 exons. The record is from RefSeq and is a predicted model, not a curated record.
UCUCUCUCUCUCUCUCCGCUGCCCAAGUUCACAAACCGCUGGCUAUGUUUAGUUUGGAUGGGCUGUCCCACUGUGUGAGUCUUUGCGUUGCCGUUACUACUGUUGUGCGUUGUUGGAUGGACGGAGCUCUAACCAUCUAAACUUUUCAACUUUUUUCAACAUUUUCUAGUUUCGUUUCUCAUCUGUCCGGAGUGAUUUUUGUUGAUGGCGCGGUCUAACCAAGAUGGACACGGGUUGUCUGCCGGUUGGAGACUAGAUAACCACUUCACCCACUGAAUCUAAAUGUAGACUUUAUUUAUUUAAACGCGGGGAAACGUGUUAUUCAUCAGGUGGAUGUAGUCUUAACCGGACUGGGCCAUUUCCACCCCAGAGGUCACGUCCUAUAAUGAACAUUUUCCCACUGAAGUUUCGGUGAACUUGUUUCUCUCCCUCCUCCCCCCCACGACUCGCCAUGUCGGGAGUGGUCCGCACCCUGAGCCGCUGCCUGCUCCCGGCCGACGCCAGCCGGGACCCGGGCGGUAGCAAGGAGAGGAGCCGGGAGAGGGACGCGGCGCAGGAGCGCGAGGCGCGACGCAGGAGCCGCGAGAUCGACGCGAUGCUCGCACGGGAGAGGAGAGCCGUCCGCCGGCUGGUGAAGAUCCUCCUGCUCGGGGCCGGAGAGAGCGGAAAGUCCACAUUCCUCAAACAGAUGCGCAUCAUCAACGGGCAGGAGUUUGAUCAGAAAGCACUGCUGGAUUUCCGGGACACUAUCUAUGAGAAUAUACUCAAGGGCAUGCGGGUGCUGGUGGACGCCCGGGACAAGCUGGGCAUCAGCUGGCAGAGCUGUGAGAACGAGAAGCAGGGCAUGCUGGUGAUGUCGUGGGAGGGACGCGUGGGCGCCUCGGGGGUCGAGCCCAGCGAGUUUCAGCUGUACGUGAUGGCACUGAGCGCGCUCUGGGCGGACACUGGCAUACAAGAGGCCUACGCACGGCGCUCCGAGUUCCAGCUGAGUGAGUCAGUGAAAUACUUCCUGGAUAACUUGGAUCGUAUUGGACAACUGAACUAUAUUCCAAGCAAGCAGGACAUUUUGUUUGCGAGGAAGGCGACUAAAGGAAUCGUCGAGCACGACUUUGUCAUCAAGAAGAUCCCUUUCAAGAUGGUGGACGUUGGAGGGCAAAGGUCUCAGAGACAGAAGUGGUUUCAGUGUUUUGACGGGAUCACGUCGAUACUCUUCAUGGUGUCAUCGUCUGAGUACGACCAGGUCUUGAUGGAGGAUCGAAGGACAAACCGUUUGGUUGAGAGUAUGAACAUCUUCGAGACGAUCGUCAACAACAAGCUCUUCCUCAACGUGUCCAUCAUCCUCUUCCUCAACAAAACAGACCUGCUGGUGGAAAAAAUUCGCACGGUUGACAUCCGCAAGAACUUUCCCGAGUUCAGGGGCGACCCUCGCAGGCUAGAGGACGUACAGGCAUUCCUGGUGCAGUCGUUCAGUCGUAAAAGGAGAAACCGAGGGAAGCCGCUGUUCCACCACUUCACCACAGCGGUGGACACAGAAAAUAUCCGCUUCGUCUUCCACGCCGUCAAGGACACCAUCCUGCAGGAAAACCUCAAAGAUAUCAUGCUGCAGUGACCUUCACGCUGCAGACGAUGGCUCCUCUUGACUGUAAACUGUGAAACCAGCCAUGAAUUCAAGCUUUGUUCUGAUGCGCAUUAACGCUGACCUGUGGAGCAGUCAGUUGACCCGGAGAAUGGAUCUAACUGAACUCUGAACCUGUGGAGCCAUGAAGUGACUCUGGACCUGUUGGCCUACAUUGGCCUCCUGUGGAAACUGUGAGGGUCACAGAGGACGAGACCCUGCGUUGUAACCUGUAAAAAUGUGUGUAUGCUGGAAAGACGUCACUUUCUACUACUUGUAGCACUCAAGUGUUCUUUCCUUAAUAUACAUGUUUAGAAAUGUAUAAAAAAUUAUUAGAAAAAAACACCAACUACAUGAGCACUGAAAGUGUUUUUCUCAGAUGUAUAUUUGACUGAUGACAACCCUGUCACUAAACCAAGUCAGAUGGCUGCCUGUUGAAAUGUGGCUGGACCAGGCUAAGUGAGCAACAAGCAAGCAGGGAGGAAAGAGAGCGAAAAGAAAGACGGAAAAAGUAGGAAAGAAAGUUUAGAGCGAGACGAAGAAUGCCUUGUCCUGAUGUACAUGUGACAGAGAGAGAGAGAGCGGGAGAGAGGGGUGAGGGUUUGGGCCCGUACUGGUCAUAUGCUGUGUUAUGUGAUAAGGUUGCACAAGUGUUCCUGUCAGUGAUCUUUAACAGAGGAAGGAGGUGGAUCUGUCUUACGCUCUCUGCUCUCUCCUGCACUGUCUUCUCUCCUUCCUUACUUUAUUCCCCUCAUCCCACCAUCCACACGGGGAGAUCAACAGCUGCAGAUAAUGAGUCGUGCUCCUCUUAUCCCGUCCCUCUCCUCUUCUCUCUGGCACAAUAGACAGAUUGUUCGCCCUCCUCCCUCUCGAACAGAAACAGUAGACGGUCAAAUUAGAGACUCCUCUUGGUUUAAAGAAACACACACACAGAAACAACACAUGAAUUAUGGUUCAUCUCUAUCCCUAUGCCCUUCUUCUGUUUCCCACCAACAUCCCAGUAUAUGUACCACAAUCGCCUAGACUAAAACUGAGGCAUUAUCCUAACUAUCCCCUUUACAAGAAGACUUUGGGAUAGGGUUACACAGCUUCCUCCUGAUCUUUUGUCCUGUAAACAUUAAGGGAAUGGCAGAAAAUAACAGGGUUGAACUGUUACUGAUAAUGGCUAUAGCAGUCAGUGUGAGAAGUCUACCUAUAAGACUGAAACAAAACAGAUUAUGCAGAUGAAAAUACACAGUGAGAUCCUUUUCUCUACUGUAUCUGGUAUUUUCUAUACAGGGGCAUCUCAGAGGCUAAUAUCAUGCCAAUAAUCCAAAACGAAAAAUGUUUUUACGUCAGUUUUAACCCUUGGUAAGGUCUAAAAAGUUAGAUCUAAUGAUUAGUUGAUCAAUAAGUCAGAAUUAUUCAUCAAUAAUUGUGGUAGUCAAUUACAUUUGCUGGUUCCAGUCUCUCAGAUGUAGCUAAUUUAAUUAGGUUUACUCUCAUUAAAUGGGUUUGAAUUUCAGACUGCUGGUUGGAGGAUGUUGCCUUCGGCUCUUUCACCAUUUUCUGACAUCUUGAAGCUGCACUAGUUAAUAUUUAUAUGUUACCGAGGGAAGAGGUCAGUGUGUAAAGGUUGCUAAUAGUGUUAAACCCACAGAGAGUUCUCAGUUGACUCUACAGUUCAGCAUUUAAGCGUCUUUGAGCUCUUUGUUUUGGUUUUAUAGCCUGCAACCUGGCUCAGUGUCACUGCUUUUAGAGCACUGUUUCUGUUUUUAGCCCAAAAAAAAGCAUUUAGAAAAGAUCAUUUAGCAGCUAAUGAGCCAUAUAUUUCCCUCAGGAGUUAGUAGAGACCAAAAAUGGAGCCAAAAGAGAGUGAAUAUUAGACUUAGAUUCAUCAUAAUGGCCAGGAACACGACAUCAAAUAAAUGUCUAUGUUGCUCUGUGUCUGCUGAAUGUGUAAAUAAGCAACUGUUUGCUAACAAGUUCGCCAUAUCAACUUAAAAGUUCAGUGGUGUGUUCACAGCUUUUGCCAUGUCCACAAGUGCUAAAAAAAUCAGUUAAUGUUAAGUUUAAAUCAAGUAAUCAAAAUAAUUACCAAAAGAUUCAUCACUAAUGAAAAUAAUCACUAGUUGCAACCUUAUUUAUGUCUGUUUCACCAGUGGGAGUUAGCUGGUAAUGUAGCAUAAAGAAAAAAAAAAGUACUGUUGCUAUGGUUACUUGCAGUUUUACAUACCUUGUGCACUGAUUUACAAAUGUGGAGAAACUUUAGAGGUCUUUUUACGUGAUUUUAAUGAAUACCUGUCAGCCAAUCAGAAGCAUGUCUCUCCAAAAUAAGCGGAAUGAAAAUGUUGAUUUGGUUCCCAACAUUGGCAUGAUGUGCAUUUUGGUACGCAGCAGUAGGACACAGCUGGGCUGCUCCUCCCACACUGAGUAUUAGGUCCAAAUAGCUUUGAGGGGGAUGAGGCUACUCAUGAGCACUUCCACACGCCUUAUUAUAAUACUGUUUUAAACUGUGUAUUUUGUCUGUUUUUGUGUGUGUUCAUAGUGACUUAUGGCUCUUUUUUUGUGCAUGUUUAUACUUCCUGUACAUAGAAUACUGUAAGUAUUUGCCUGACACUGUGUGUUAACCUUACAAUACAAACACCACUCAGUCUAACAGUAUCACUGUAACUGUAAAUGUUGCUGUAACAUUUGUCGUUAACUAACCUACCUUUUCCACUCACACAAGUUUUUUUUGUAAGUGUCGUCAUUGCACUGGAUGUGUCCGAGAGAAAAACGACCAGAGAGGAAAAUGUCUGGGGGGUGGUGGUGGGGGGGGAUAAAAGGCAAUGAAACAAAUAAACAGAUCGGCAGACUUUGAAAGGCGAGCAGGAUGAAGAGAGGGAGGUCUUCUGCUGUUGUUUUCUGUUUCCCAGUGCCUUGGCUCUAUGCUCUGUGGUGAAAUACACUGCCUUUUGCUGA